UUUUUUUCUUAUUUCAUUCUUUACUCUUUUUUUCUUUUUACUCAUUAAUCAUCAAUGCCGCUUCAAGUCAUAGGUGCUGGUCUUGGAAGGACCGGAACUCAAAGUUUAGCUGCAGCUUUAGAAAUAUUACAAUAUCGUACACACUCUAUGGUGAAUGUACUUACGGAUCCAACACAAGACCCUGGUGUAUGGUUACGAGCGAAAGAACAACCUUUAGAACAUAAAGAUGAAUGGGAAACUGUUUAUGGCAACUACGAUGCAGCAGUAGGUUGGCCUACCGUGAAUUGUUACAAGGAACUCAUGGACAAAUAUCCUGAUGCUAAAGUGAUUUUAACACUUCGAGACCCUAACGAAUGGUACGACUUGAUGCUCAAUACUAUCUUCACCCAAGUUCAUUUCCAAUUACCUAUCAAUGCUCCUCACCAUUUGAAUCAUGCUGUUGCCAUGUUGAAGUCUGUUGUCUUGGAUGGUCAAACGCCUAGUCUUGCCGACCCAGAAGCUGACCGAGCUAAAUUUAUAAAGAUAUACAAUGAUCAUGUCGAACAAGUCAAGCAAUAUGUACCUGCUCAUCGGAUGCUUAUCAUGGAACUCAAUGAAGGCUGGGAUCGUUUAUGCGCGUUUUUGGGCAAGCCUAUACCAAACGUACCUUAUCCUGCUUUGAAUUAUGCUGAUGAUUUUGGAACUCAUUUUUAUAGUUUAUUGGAACAACUGAACGAAAAUCUCAAGAAAAUGGAGGAUCAUGCUUAGACUAGAUUGAAAAUAUAUCACCUUCCCUAUAAUAGAAUAGCUUUUCUCUCAAUUAAAAUAUACUUUUUUUCUUUUUUUUUACAUUAUUUUUAUACAUCUCAAAUAAAAAAAAUGUCCAUUCCCUUUUU
Halteromyces radiatus is the source of this 875-nucleotide messenger RNA. RefSeq lists its product as uncharacterized. The record is from RefSeq and is a predicted model, not a curated record. The transcript has 3 exons. Lineage: Eukaryota; Fungi; Mucoromycota; Mucoromycetes; Mucorales; Cunninghamellaceae. The coding region runs from base 55 to 747 and encodes 230 amino acids.